This is a messenger RNA of Vigna radiata var. radiata (mung bean), 2619 nucleotides long. RefSeq lists its product as uncharacterized. The transcript is spliced from 11 exons. Gene Ontology annotation, biological process: RNA processing. The coding region runs from base 148 to 1782 and encodes 544 amino acids. NCBI's taxonomy places the organism in Eukaryota, Viridiplantae, Streptophyta, Magnoliopsida, Fabales, Fabaceae. The record is from RefSeq and is a predicted model, not a curated record.
AAGGACACUGUGGCGGAACAGGUGCUGGUCUAUCCCUCGAACUCCAACCUUGUUGAUGAUAUAGUUAUAACGUGUCCGCCGCGAAACUCAACAUUCCGUCGCACAGUGUUUGGUCGGUGCAGCGUUAAGGGUGGAACCAACGGCGAAAUGGCGAGCAUUUCAAACUUAACCAACGCUCUGCCACUGCAUAUUCGAAGGUUUCGACCUUGUGGUUAUUCUUCUUCUCUGUGUACUCUCUCUUGUUCUCUCGCCGAGGACGUCGAACCCAAACCACCCAUUCCCAAACCUAAUUCGUACUUCCCGAAGCGUGGCCAAACCCUUGAACUCGUGUGCGAGUCCCUCGCCUUCAAAGGCAAGGGCCUCUGCAAGGUCACAGAAACCGGCUUCGUUGUCCUAUGCGACCGCGCACUUCCCGGAGAACAUUUCAUUGGCCGCGUCACUCGCAAAAAGGGAAAUUACGCCGAGGUAACUAAAGUGAAGACCAUAACUCCUCCACGCGACAUUGUGGAUGCUCCUUGUGUUUACGCUCCGUAUUGUGGAGGCUGCAAGACGCAGAAUUUGUCCUACGAGGCUCAGCUCAGAGCCAAGGAAGAGCAGGUCCGUGACUUGUUGAUUCACGUGGGAAAGUUUUCGCGCGAAGUGGUUCAGUUGCACGGCGUUAUGAAGCCAAUUGUACCUUGUGAUAUCCAGUUUCAUUAUAGGAAUAAGAUGGAAUUCUCCUUUGGUCCCCAAAGAUGGCUGCCUAGAGAAUUACUGCAUGAGCGACGUGCUGAUGAUGCUGAUGAUGAAAACGAGAAUUUUGCGCUGGGAUUGCAUGCUCCGGGUUUUUUUGAUAAAAUUUUAAAUGUUGACAAGUGCUUAUUGCAAUCUCAUCCUGCUAAUAAGGUACUUGCAGCCAUCCAAGAAUGUUGGAGAGAUCCACAACUUGGUUUUUCUCCAUAUGAUGUUCAUUCACACAAGGGAUUUCUUAAGCAUUUGAUGCUGAGAUCGGGAAGGGAUGUCACAACUGGUCAGCCUGAAGUUAUGGUCAACUUUGUGAGCUCUUCCUACAAGCCAGACCUGUUGAAGUUCCUUGUUGAUAAAGUUUCUGCAUUUCCUGAAGUGGUAAGUGUAGUUAAUAAUGUAAAUACUUCUGUUGGUAACACAUCGGUUGGAGAGGAAGAAUACACUUUGUAUGGGAAAUCUAGCAUCACAGAGACAUUAAGAGGGCUUACAUUCCAAAUAUCAGCAAACUCUUUCUUUCAAACAAACACUUAUCAGGCAGAGGUUUUAUAUAAGCUUAUAGAAGAUUGUGCUGGUGUCAAGGGUGAUGGCUCUGAAAUUGUCCUUGACCUGUUUUGUGGAACAGGCACCAUAGGUCUGACGCUUGCUAGAAGGGUAAGGCAUGUUUAUGGCUAUGAAGUAGUUCCUCAAGCCAUCGCAGAUGCUUGUCUUAAUGCCAAGAUAAAUGGCAUACAGAAUGCAACAUUUAUCCAGGGAGAUCUCAAUAAGAUUGAUGAAAAUUUUGGGAAGAAUUUUCCUAAACCUGAUAUCGUCAUUUCAGAUCCCAAUCGUCCAGGAAUGCACAUGAAGUUGAUUAAAUUCCUGCUUAAUCUUAAGGCACCUCGCAUAGUGUAUGUGUCAUGUAAUCCUGCCACAUGUGCACGUGAUCUUGAUUUUCUUUGUCAUGACGUGGCUGAACAGAAUACAAAAGGAUGUUACAAACUAAUAAGCCUACAGCCGGUUGACAUGUUCCCACACACACCUCAUAUUGAGUGUGUUUGCCUUCUGGAGCUUCAGUAAUCUAUGAUCAAUUAAAACUUCCAUUUCAAGGGAAUUACAAGCUUAAUACAAGAUCAAAAUCAAGGUUUGAUCUUCAAGGCGAUAAAUAGGAAAACUCGUACAUUUAUGCUGCAAGGUGUGAUACUAUUAUAUUAAUGCUUUGCCGACCAAAAAUUCAUUUUGAAUGGUUAUAGCAUUGGAAAACAAGCAUGGAUUACACUGUUGCAAGCCUACAAAAGUUUCUCAUACAUUAGUAUUUAUGCAGAGGUUCCAAAAGAUUGGAUUCAUGCUUAGCAGCAUCCAAAUGUGGAUUAGGGUAACAAUUAUGGUUAUACUUAUAGUUAUUUAUGGUUAGGUUACGGUUGAGGGUGAGGGUAUCUUGACGAAUGGGAAACAUGAAGAUGGAGAUGUAGAGAGGAGCUCCAUUACUAAGAAAUCGGCCAUGAAAGAAGCAAGCUUGAUAUGAGAUAAUAUACAUGAAAAGUCGGAACAUAGGGAAAAAGAAUGAAAGCUAGAAGAAACAGUUAUGUUAAUCGGAGAGUUUUGUUAGGGUAAAUUUAAAUAUAAUAUAAUUAAAUGAGUUGUUUAUUAAAAACUUGGAGUUUUGUAUGUUUUAGAGUACAAUAAUAAGCAAUUUAAUGUAAUAGUUAUUAGACAAUAAUAGGUAAUAGAUGUGUUUUAAUGGUAGAGUUUAUGAUUUGGAAAUGAAAAACUAUGAUGUAUGUCUAUGAAUUGAAAAUGUUUAGUUGACACAGUGUAACAAAACAAGUAACAAUAAAAAAAAAACAAUUUUUUUCUUAAAGGUUUAGUUUUAAUACUAUUUUCGUUUCUUAAAAGACAUGGACACAGAACACAGAA